AUGGGUAACUGCGGAGCACGAGCUUUUUCAGACAUUUUUGCGCCCCAUUUUCAGUCCGAUCUCACUUAUCAAUUGCAGGAUUUGACCUCUAGACAGAAAUCGAAAAUGUCGUCUGACUAUCCUCAACUGCCCGUCUCACUAAAGUGGUCCGAAGCAUGCGAAGAAAAUGGCAAACCAAACUACAUCAAGUUUUUGAAUGACCUUGGCAUCACUUGUCUCCAGAGCCCUCCUUGUACUUCCACACGCCGUUUAUGUGGUACUCUGACCCCUAGUGAUAAGCAAAGACACCAGAUUCAUGAGACCGCAUCAGGCAAAAUCGAGCUCAAGGAGUCUGAGCAAAACAGACGCGAACUACAACUUUUGUCAACCAAUCAGGAGCACUGCCACAUCCCGACAAUCUGCCAAGCCGAGGAGACAUCGAGACCAACAAUAAAGGACUCGGAUUCCAGCUUGUCUUCGGGCUUGUUGCUGCAACCGCCACGCCUUAGAAGGGCUUACUUGCUCAUGAAAGAGGCAGAGGAUGCGGUAUCCUGCCUAAUUGGUAAGACGAAAAUAACUGGGCCUCAUCCUAACAGGCCAAACAGCUCAGCAUUGUUUAGAAUUUGGAUUGGACUAUCUCGUUUAGGGGAAUACACUGACUUGUGCCACGAGGGUAAGGGCAACCAGGUCAUUCCAUCUCUUGGCUUCAAAGAAUUGCACUGA
Molecule: messenger RNA, 702 nt
Organism: Protopolystoma xenopodis
Lineage: Eukaryota; Metazoa; Platyhelminthes; Monogenea; Polystomatidea; Polystomatidae
Source: the annotation of a GenBank genome assembly